Molecule: messenger RNA, 1191 nt
Organism: Penicillium griseofulvum
Lineage: Eukaryota; Fungi; Ascomycota; Eurotiomycetes; Eurotiales; Aspergillaceae
Product: bZIP transcription factor
Exons: 3
Coding region: 1-1191 (396 amino acids)
Biological process (GO): regulation of DNA-templated transcription
Molecular function (GO): DNA-binding transcription factor activity
Source: RefSeq, a predicted model, not a curated record
AUGGUCAAAGCAAUGACUGACGCGCCCGCGCCUCGCAAGAGAGGCCGGCCAGGAACUGUGGCGGACGAUCAGCAAGUCUUAGAGAGACGUCGAAAGCAGCUUCGCGUUGCGCAGCAAGCAUAUCGCAAGAGAAAAGACACCACGAUCGUCAAUUUGCAAUCUCGCGUACAGGAACUUGAGUCGGGCAUCGAAGAGCUCAGUGAGUCGUUCCUUUCUUUCAGUGAUCUUCUGUUCGAGGCUGGGAUUCUCCAAAAUCAGCCUCGUAUCACAGUUGCUCUGCAAAAAAUUACACAGCAAUGCGUGUCGCUUGCCAAAAGUGGCUGCGGCGAGGCCGAACAAGCACCUGCAGCCCCGGCGGACGUAUCGCCAUCGACAUCUCCCAAGCUCAGCGAUACACAAGAUACAACCUCAAAUAACAAUCCUCUCACAACAAAACUUGAUUCACUACCAAUAAUUGGUGAUGCUUUCCAGUCCUCAUCGGACCUCGCGGCUCCAUGGCCUGAACUAUCACAACUACCCUCCACGCCACCAUUCCAAGAACAAACAUAUCUGCCGUUUGAAAUAGUCUUGCCGUCUCCGAACAUCCCCUUCUCACCAAUCCCUAGCCCUACCAUGAAUUUCCCACCCAUAGUAUCGCCCGACAAUCUUUCAAAGCAAGGGCGCUGGACACUCUCACACCGUCUGGUCCGACAAUGCUGCGAGACUGGAUACUAUCUAUUAACAAACUCAUCUGAAGAUGAUCCAAAGGUCAAAGCAGUCUUCGGCAAACGAAUGACCAUCGACGAUCGCAACCGCUUUAUCUCCCAAUUCUUAACCGCUAUGCACGACGAAAUAGGAGAUGCGGUCGAGUUGAGGACAACAGUUCUCAAGUCAAGGAGGGGAAACUACUCGCCUGAACAACUCGCUGUUUCCUCUCGAACGUGGAAAAUGGUCAAUGAAUCGGGUGCUGGUGAGUGGAUGGAUGCGAGCGGUGUGCAAAGGCUGCUACAUCAGCGAGGGAUUCGUAUUCAGGACCCGAGCUCGCCCCUCUCCAGUCCCCGGUUCAAUUCCGCUCCGCAGCUCAACGCAGCGAGCUUCGUUAAAUAUCUUUCCCUCGUCGCUAUCUGUCUAGGUCGCGGACCAGCGUUCCGAAAGCGCGAUGUUGAGAUUGCCAUUGGCCUUGCAACUCUUGAUGAUCCUUGGGCGUCUUAA